GUUCUAUUUCUAUAUGAUUAAAGUCAAUUCAUAUUUCACCAGUUAUACAAGGAAUGGAAAACCUGAGUUAACUGGAAUCAAAUUUCCAGGUUUUCCAGAAACACUGAAUUGGUAGUUCCUAAGCUGUUCACCUCUUAAUUCUGCUCUGAGAUGAAUAAAGAGAAAGGAAGUAUAGAAAAGCCUACUCUUACUCUGGAGUAGAAGAAGGGUUGCUUACUGUAAUAAUUAUAAAAGUGUCUGCUUUAAUCAUGUCCUCUUUACAGGUAAAUUUGAGAUUCUCCUCAGCUCAGAGCCUGCCAGCCUCAGACAACCGCCUGAAGGUGACAGCCACCCCCUUCUCCCUCUGUGCCCUCUGUGCUGUAGACCAGAGUGUGCUGCUAAUGAAGCCUGAAGCUGAACUCUCACCUCAAUCUGUCUAUAAUUUGCUACCAAUAAAGAGUUCUUCACAUACCUUUAGAGUUAGAAGUCCUGGCGUUGACUAUGGUGAAGAUUGUCUCAAUGCAAAAGGCAUAACUCAUGAGGGAACACUUUACGUAACAGAGCGGGUCCUGGAUUGGUAUGAACUUUACAGUAUCUUCAUGGUAAUUCCUUUUCCUAAAAACAUAACAAAAGUGGAUCUCUACGCCUCUGUUAAGGUGGAGAAACAACGGGUUCUAAGCUCUAGGAUUUUUAAUUUCCUCCCUCCAUCAAAGCGAUAAGUAACAGAACAAUAUGGAAAUCUCAGAGACAGAGAACUUUGUGGACACAGAUGUGCACACAUGAAUUUCUCUACCACUUUAAACAGCAAGUGGUUUACUUUUAGGCUGCAAACCUUAACCAAAUGGAUCCCAAAGCUACUUACUACCAUCAUAUUGCCCUCUCAGUGACUUGGGGAUUCCAAUAUGUGAGAAAACCAAAACAAAAUAUUUUCCACAAUGUAUCUGACACCCUUAGAAAGGCAAGCACCAUGUUGGUGACCAUCAUUUCCGCAUUUGCACAAAAAACACUUGUUGAACGAAUUCAGGAUUGAAUACAUAAAGUGCAAAACUUUGCCUCACAGGGCAGUAAAAUUCCAGGAAAACUUAAAGUUGUCUUUCAUUAAAAAAAGAUUAACAAAACUUGUAUUAGAAAUGUUAGAAUGUCUUAAAAAUGUAAUUCUUUAGUAUUAACUAUAACUGAGGAGAAUUAUCCAGGUUGUGAAAUUAAAUCGUAUCACUAUCAAACAGCACUAAGAACUUUUAUCAUCCGUUCAGGAAGAUAAAUCAUUCAUCUGAUAAAGGUCUACAGCUUAGCUGAAGGCAAUUUAAAUCUCUCUCUUCUGGACCUUCCAGAAACGUAAAUGCGGUGGUAGAAGGACGGAAAAAACACUUCUUAGUUUAUUAACUAGCUGUUUCAUCUUUGAACAUUUAUUUCUGGUUUAUUUCUUUCUGUUGUGUAUCACAACCCCCACUGACAACUAUGCUCAAGAGUCCCACAGUUUCCCAAAUACUCUGAGAUAAAAUAGCAAAUAAUAUUUACCUGUGACUAAUACUGAAGAAGAGGGAAGAUGGAAACAGGUGGACUCUAGACAACUGGGGGCAUCUGGAUGGGGGUUUUAGACGCAGACAUCUGAGACAAUUAAAAGAAACUGAGAAAAAAGAGGAAAGGUCCACAGGAAUGAGUGGAGUGUAGACAUUCUGGAAAAGCCUAUCUUCUGAUUGAUAAAACAUAAACAAAACAGAGUUUACUAAGACUGUAAAGAGCGACCUCCAAUAUGCAACCCUUCAAUUUAAAAUAACAAGAAACAAGCAAAAAAUGCUCUCUUGUAAGAAAGCCAUAAGGAGAGCUCUGUGUAUGCAUACAUAGACACGGACACCUGUUUCAUGGAGAAAAAAAGAGAAGGAAACAUCUAAGUCUAAGAUACUCAGUUUUAUGAAGGCAAAAAAAGUAAUUAAGGAGUAUUAGAGUAUACCAGACAAUAUUUAGCAAUAAGAAUCAGAAAUGGGUUUGAAUUCCAAAUCCUAUUCACAUACUAGCUGAAUGAACUUGACCCUCUAUGACUUUUUAUAAAAAGUUCUCCUCAUUAUGUGUAAUUCUCAAAUUUAUAAAUAGCUCUCCUCAUUAUGUGUAAUUUUCAUGAUGUGCCUAUGAACUAUAUAUAAAAUAGUGAAAGUACAGUACAAAGUCAAUCAAUUAUUUAGUCUCAAGAGUGGAUUGCCACUAUGCUUAACAAUUUUUUUUUUCAGUGUGUAGGAUUAGAUAUUUUCACCAACUCAAAAAUCCGUAAGUCACAUUUGUGUCCACAUCAAGAAUAUCAAGUCGGCUCAAGAAGAGGUAAGGGUGCAAUUUAUUUGUCUGACAGAAUAGAAGAAAAAUGGUGCUUUACUGGGUUGGUUUAAGAUAAAAAGUUAUUUUUCUUUUUUUUUUUCUAUUUUGAAAAGUAUUUACUUAGUUUAAAUAAAUUAAUUGCAAAUAAAAUCGAGCUACAAUAUAUAGCCUGAAUAGAAAUGACUAGAACAAAUACAACACAGGACUUGAUUUCUUGCAUUAGUCACAAAGCAUGUGACAAUCUAGAAAACUUUAAAAUCAAUUACAUUUCUUUGAAAAAGGGGUAACAGCAGUUACUGAUACAUCACAACAAAUAAACUUAUAAUACAAGUUUCCUGACAUGCAUUUCCUGAGUGAACCCAAAUGAUCAUUUUUAAAAACAAGGAAAUUUCAACAGUUGAAGUAAAAUAAAAUAGGUCAUGGCUUCUAAGCAACAAGUUUUGUUUUUUUUAAAAAACCAAAAGAAAAUUCAGAACAGUGUUAUAAUAGGAUAAAGUAAAGCUAUGCUACCAUAUAUAAAACUUUGCUACCGUCAAUUAAGUAUUAUACAACUUUUCAAA
This is a messenger RNA of Cebus imitator (Panamanian white-faced capuchin), 2846 nucleotides long. Its product is annotated as alpha-1-macroglobulin-like. Lineage: Eukaryota; Metazoa; Chordata; Mammalia; Primates; Cebidae. Bases 249 to 698 code for a protein of 149 amino acids. The record is from RefSeq and is a predicted model, not a curated record. The transcript is spliced from 2 exons.